GACAAAUCAAUAAUUUGUCGAGUUUUUAUCUCUGUCAUCACGAUUAAGCACACACAUUUUACAUUCAAGGAGAUUUUACAUUACUGCGGUGUGCAAUGGAGCAGGAUGAGCAUCCACAACGAUUACGUUUUCCAAACGGAGCUGUCCUGAGGAACGAAUCACUUCCGUCACUACCUAGAAAGACUAUGGCGGAGAAACGUCGGUCCGGGGGAACUUCGGGGAUGUCCGAAUCCAAACCGACCAAGACCGACACCGAGCGGGAGUUCCUAUCGCAGGCGGGAGUCGGGGAGUUACUCCGAGGGGCUCUGCUAAAGAUGGUAGAGGCCAGGUCGGAGGACCCAAUGGGUUUUUUGGCAGACCAUUUCUGUAAUCAGGCCUCCGAGGCUGAGAAUGGGACGGGUGGAUGCUGCAGCGAUGGAGAUUUGCUAAACCUCGGCGCAGGCGCACACGAGCAGCAGCAGCUGAGCCGAGCCCUAUGGCACCUGCGUCUAGCGCAUCACUCUCAGAGAUCUGCCUUCAGCAACAACGUCCGUGUGGCCUACGACCUGCUAACGCAGACAGGGCCCCAGCGGCGAGGAGCAGUGGGUCCCAGUGGCCCUGCUGGUCAAUGCAGCUCUAACAGCCCAGGUGGGGGGGUCAGGGGCCGCCUCUACACACACACCCUCCAGUGUCUCUGCAGCGAGGGAGGUGUCCCCAUCUCCACUUCAGCACCUCUGCUACGCCGGCUCCACUGCCAGGACCAUGAGGCCGUGCCCUACGACAUCUUCAGGCACGGUGUGCUGACGUGUGCUGUGUUUUCUGACUACAUCCGGCGGGCGCAGAGGCUGUACGCGGAGGUCUGCGGCCCAGCUGAGGGGCCUGCUGGUCGGACACUAUGUCUGGCUGUGCUGGGCACCCUCCAUGAAGCCCUGGAGACCUCCCGGUCUGAUGGUGGCUCCUCAGAUGCUAACCACUACUCUAAUGCUAAUGCUAAGGCCAAUCCCUACCUAGAGGCUAAGGUUAGCCGCUACCUGGAGGCGAGUGCUAAGAUCUCGCCCGGUAAGCUGGCCCAGGCUAUGGCUGGAGCGGAGCCAGCCGGGGGCAACAUGGACGCCAAGGAGUUUGAGGACGCUGCGGCAGAGCUCUUUAUCGAUCGAGUAAGAGUUGUGUGUUAGCUGCUGGUGUAUUCUCGUUCCUAUAAUGCCUGCACUGUUCCUUGUAAUGUAGUGUCAGAUCCUAGUAUAAUGAGAUGUGUAUAUGACUUUCCUCGUUCUUAUGAAGCACUUGAAGAACAUACAGCAUGGCUAAAUAUAUACUGUAUAAUAUAGUACGAUCAUGUAAAUAUGAUUCAAUAUACCAAUAAAUGUCAGAACUGGAUUUUGCUUAUUCAUGCUUUCAUUUAUAAUGUAAUGAAAACAUCUGUUACAAGUAGGGCUAUCACGGUCAUUAAAUUUUGUCACCCUGGUGAUUGUCAUCAAAUAACUGCCGGUCUCACGAUAAUUGACCAUUAAUUAACAAACCCAUUUAGCAUCUCAUGGCUUCCACCCAGAGCCUACAAGCCACUGAAUCAGACCUCUGGGACAUCUACAUUUAAAAAAUAAGAAAUCCAUGUAAUUUAGCCUACACCAUUACAAUAAAUCCAUAAUUAAUUUUAGGCUGGUCUAAAGAAACAUGACAUGAAGAAAAAUGUAGUCUAUUUUGGAAGAACAGAAUGGCAUACUCUGAGUUGUCCUUAUGUUAGGCUCUGAUCUGGCUAU
Salvelinus namaycush (lake trout) is the source of this 1736-nucleotide messenger RNA. RefSeq names its product tubulin polyglutamylase complex subunit 1 (gene tpgs1). Lineage: Eukaryota; Metazoa; Chordata; Actinopteri; Salmoniformes; Salmonidae. The transcript is spliced from 3 exons. The record is from RefSeq and is a predicted model, not a curated record. Gene Ontology annotation, molecular function: microtubule binding. Gene Ontology annotation, biological process: protein polyglutamylation. The coding region runs from base 96 to 1154 and encodes 352 amino acids.